AUGCGCUCGAUGGUGACUGGGUGCCUAUACGCCUUCGGGUUUGGGUGGAUGGCUAUCGGAUUAGUUAUUCGGGCGGGCGACAUAGGCUACCACGAUGACGGCCCACUUCGAGUGGCAUACAUACUCUUGCGGCCAUGUGCUAUGUUCGAGGUUGCAAUGAUAGCCGAAUAUUGGGUGGAGAGCUUGCCUUCGCAGAUACUCACUCCCGACAGUUUCGCGGGAAAGCUGAGAAACGCAUCGGAAACGAGCAGCCUCUUCGUGGUGAUCGGAGUUGCCAACGGAGGACUUGUGUCGUUGCUUGGCGUGAUGACGUUCUUCGCUCGGAGUUGGCCCCAGCAGGCGGCCGACCUUUUUAUUGUCGGCGGCGUCCUAACCGCGGAAUUAGUCGUCUUCUUCGUGGCUUCAAGAAUAACGGCGGUCAUCAACCAAGCCACCUCAACAGCGAUGGGAAGACCUGGUUCACCUUCCUCGAGGGCUUUCUAUUUCAAGGCCAAGAGGAAUAUGUGGAUACAAGCUGCGGCGUUGUGCGGUGUGGGCUGCUUCCCUAUGCUCGUUAUUGCCAUAAAGCGCCUCACCAUGGCUGGACGAAGUACCCCUAUCAUCAUAGAGACACUGCAGAUUUUGACCGGCCACGGCGGUGCGAUCAUGUUCUCUUCGGCUACUAGCUUUGACCGGGCUUCUGGAAUGAGGAGGAAUUCAGCUGUCGAUACCUCCCGCGUACCAUGGCGUCGCCGUAUCUCCGUGGCCCGAAUGGGCGUAGUUUCAGCCGUUGCUUCGGAGGCAGCGCCAUCAGCCAUGAUCGCAAGGAUCAAAAGCAUGGAUCCGAAGAAGAAGGGGAAAGCGAAAACGACGGAACUGGUGCAGGCUGAGGAGCAGGGCGAGAUAUCGAAGGGUAGCCGCAUGAGUUGCAGUAUUGGGGAGGAUGCGAUCGAAGUCGUCCCGUUUGUUCAACGCAGUUCCGGGUCUUUCGGUGCCGUUUGUAUCCACCACCCCCCGCACCCUAAGGCAGCAAGAGUGAUACCGAUUAGUGUGCCGUUGACGGCUAUUUCCGUAAGUAGCGACGAGACGAGUACGAGUAGCAUGACUGCCGGGCGCAAUUAG
This is a messenger RNA of Ectocarpus siliculosus, 1101 nucleotides long. Lineage: Eukaryota; Phaeophyceae; Ectocarpales; Ectocarpaceae. The record is from the annotation of a GenBank genome assembly.